CAGACUAUAAUUAAAACUUCUUUUAAAGUUCAUAAAAUACUAAUUAAUCUAUGUCAAAUAUGUCCACCAGUAUCCGUCACUUUAGAACUUCAAACCAUCUUUAUUUAUAAAUUCGACAUGUAACGAGAAAAAAUUAAAUAAAGCCAAAAAUCUUUUAAUUUUUCUGGACCUUACACAAUGCAAAUUGUUAGUAAUUUAUUAGCGAGAAGACUACGGCUGCAGACUUCAAUUUCUUCGAUUCGAUGGAAGGCGUCAAUCGAAAGCCCGGCCGCUGUUAAUGAUUGUGGACCCAACUUAGAAGACAGAGCUUUAUGUGCAAUUGACCCAUGUGACGUGAACAAAUGCUACGCCGAGCCCCGCGUCGUCAUCGUAGGCGCGGGUAUGGCCGGUCUGUCGGCCGCGGCUCGGCUCGCGCAACGCGGCAUCAACAACAUUGUCGUGCUGGAAGCGUACGAGAGACCCGGUGGCCGAAUUCACUCUUGCUGGCUCGGAGACAUUGUUGCUGAACUAGGUUCGCACUGGAAACCAGACAAUGCGUUCACACAUCCUAUUUAUACGAUGUCAGCCACCGAAAAUCCGCCCAGACCAGGUGUGCCCGGCGCUGAACAUACCCGUGGCCUCUUUAACAGAAUAGUUACCGAUAAAGCGCCGUAUCCUGCUACAAUAUCUGCAUAUCACAAAUUCCGUCAGAUUGAACAGGAAGCGGCGCAAAUAUACUGCCUCGGUGGUAGUAAACAGGCAGGCUCACUAAUCAAUUUUAUGAGUCUGCGAAUUCAACAAGAACUGCACGACUACCCUAAAGAUCAACAACAUGACGCAGCUAGAAUAAUGUUCGGGCUCGCGCACAUGCUCAGUGCGCGGUGUGGGGAUGACACGGCGAUGCUGUGUGCCGAUCAUGUGGGAUGCUUCAUGAAUAUGCCCGGCGGGGAGGUACGUGUACCGCUAGGCUUAGUCGGUAUACUGGCUCCAUUGUUGCGGCAAAUUCCAGAAGGAGCUAUUCGUUAUUGCAAGCCAGUUAAUUGUAUUUACUGGGGAACAUCACAAAAGGAAGGCUAUCGAGCCACCGUAUGUACAACGGAUGGGGAUGAAUUUCCAUGUGACUACGUCAUAAUAACGGUGUCUCUCGGAGUGUUGAGCGCUAAUGCUGUCAAAAUGUUUUGUCCUGCACUACCAGCAUCCAAAAUAGACGCCAUGCGAUGCCUUGGAUUCGGCUAUUGCAAUAAAAUUUACAUGGAAUAUUGUCGUCCUUUUUGGUUUUGGCAUAAAGGUAAUCUAAAUUUUAAAUUCAACUGCAGUGAAUUAUGUGAUCGUUGCGACUGGACUCGAGGUUUGACUUCGAUAGAGAUGGUGCCAAACAGUAAACAUGUGAUGUGUGCUUGGGUGGUUGGCAAUGAAGCUAUGAUGAUGGAAGCCCUUUGUGACAAAGAUAUAGCAGAAGGUUUGACCGAAAUAUUGCGUUCGGUAACGGGGAACGAGAGCAUACCAUACCCCAUGACAAUUUUACGAUCACAUUGGACUUCCGACCCGUUCUUCUGUGGAGCUUAUUCUUUUGAUUACUAUGGAUCCAAUGGGGAUGCACAGCGGAGUUUGGCGUGUCCACUGCCGGGACCUAGUGAACCUAUACCUCCAGUACUGUUGUUUGCUGGUGAGGCGACGGUGCCUGGUCACUACGCUACGGUGGCUGGGGCCCGACUGAGUGGCGUGCGAGAGGCUGAGAGAGUGAUAAAUUUAACCGUGCGAUAUAAAGGCCCGCCUUUGCCCACUCCGGUUAAAAAAGUAAAGGAUAAAAAGAAGAAGAAGAAGAAAAAGGCGUGGUAGGUGGUGAAAACUAUUAUACUUGUACUUUAAGCUCGUAUUUUAUCUGAUCGCAAUGUGAAAUUUCCUAAGACUAAUCCUUUGUCCCCUGUCACAGAUUGAGAAAUAUAUGUAAAGUUUCGCGUACAUAA
This is a messenger RNA of Spodoptera frugiperda (fall armyworm), 1946 nucleotides long. RefSeq names its product peroxisomal N(1)-acetyl-spermine/spermidine oxidase-like. The transcript has 3 exons. The record is from RefSeq and is a predicted model, not a curated record. Gene Ontology annotation, molecular function: polyamine oxidase activity. The coding region runs from base 178 to 1818 and encodes 546 amino acids. Lineage: Eukaryota; Metazoa; Arthropoda; Insecta; Lepidoptera; Noctuidae.